CACUUGCUCUUAAUUUAAGUCAAAUUGAUCAUUGGCUACCAAUUUUGUCGGCAAUAAAACCCGUUGUCCAGAGAAGACUAAUAAAUGAACCUAUAGGACUUGCAUUCCUAUCUUUAUUUACACAAAAAAAUAAAAAAAGCACUGAAUAAUAAUGUCUUCCUUCUGCUUUAACAGAUACAGAUACAGUUAGAUCAUCGCAAUAAACAAUGGUUAAGUAACAUUCUUACAAAAAUAUUUUCCCCAGAUUGAGAUUUUAAUGAUGUUAAAAUGGCCACAGCUUAACUACGGACUCAGGACGGAGCACCUUAAUUGCUGCAUGCUAAACAGGCAACCAAAAAAGCAAGAAAUAACGAUGCAGGAAAUGUGUACGACGGGUGAAAAUCCGAGGAUUUUUCACGGGCUAACGACUAGUCUCAUAUUAUAUGACCAACUAAAAGCAAAUAGCGGAAUUAAACCUCGCCUGAAGCGAAACAAUGUUUUAUAUACAGUGUAUUAAUAAUCAGAACAUUGCAUUGAAGUAUUAUUACUGAUUCAGGGAAGUAUGAACGUUCAAAUUCUUAUUUAGGAAAGUAGAAUGCUAAUUUCAUAUUAUAAUGCAUUAUUAACGUGACUUGUACAAUAUCAAAGUUAAAUUCAAUUUCGCUGAUAGUAAUAGAAACUUGGUAAUAUCCCGAGGCAGAAAUGGAUGUGUGUAAAAUUGCGUAUAUCAUUUGUGGUUGACAGUAAUCAAAUGGAGAUAUUUUUCUAAAAUAUCCAUUCAUUAUUACAUUAGUUAUAUGGAUAAUAUUGUAGUUAAAGCAAAGAAUGAAAAGUUAAUGCAACCAAUUUUGCUGUUUAAGGUUUUGUUAUUUAAAAACAUCUGCUAUUUUAAAUUUAAGUGGAGCUACUUUGCGGAUGGCUAAAAUACAGCCUGGCAUUCACCAGAAUUGCAAGCUGCACACGAACCCCCCACACUACGUACAGUACAUGUUAUAGGAACAAGCCAAUAUUCUUAUUGUUAUCAUGUUUAACCUGAACUUUUUGUUUUUUAUCUCUCGAGAUUUUUUUUUUCUAUUUUAUCUCAUCAAUUGAAUACUUGACAGAUAUUAUUCAUCCUCGUUUUUUUAAAGUAAAGUAAAAGUCAAGCCGUGUUUUCGUUCCAAUGUUAUUCUCACUUUCCAGUCUUUACCAGCCUUCCUUUCGUAUCAAGCUGUUCUUUCAAAAAGUAGCAUAAAUUACGCCGUUGCCGUAUUCUUAUUUCCAUCAAACGGGAGACUGUAUCUAUAUACAUUUUAGGCUUGACAUUGGCGAGGUAGGGUGACAUGAACUAAAAAGAAAUCUAUGUUGCCACACCUUCUAAUUCCUGCCUAUUUCUUAUUCUUAACAGAGCACAACACAAUGGGAAUUCGCAUAAGACUUACCGCAUUCCUAAAUGCAAAUCUUGGGAUUAUACUUCUAAUUAUUGGAGUUGCCACAAAUCAUUGGGCUGGACGUGAAAGUAAAAAAAUCAACAUUUAUGAGGGAUUAUGGACCAAAUGCACCCACCAUAAACAUGAUGAGAACAAAGAUGUCUGGUGCAGAGGGGUAGACACUACCUUUGGCCACUCGGAAACUCAAUUCUUGGCGAUUGUAAUCUUCCUGUUCAUGGCUUGUUUCCUACACAUUGUCAGCUUCGUCAUCGCACUCAUUCUGUUCUUUAAAGACGGAUCAGUGUUAGAAAAAGUACUAGCUGGAAUUCAGCUAUUCAUACUACUGUUCACUAUUACUGGAUUGGCUAUCUAUGCAACUCAGUAUGAUAAUAAUUAUUACACCCUAAAAUGGAGUUACGCCCUUGGCUGGGGCGCAACGUUGUGCAUGUUUGCAGCACUUGUGUUUACAAUUAUCGACAUUGACAGAAAAAGAAGAACAUAAUUUAUUUUAAAAAAAUAUUUCUUAUAAUCCUUAAGAAAACUUUAACAUAUAUUCCGAAUAAAGUUAUUCGCAUUAUGAAUCCUUCCGCUUUUAUCCUAUUUCCUUUAUUUUUGUAUUUAUUAAAUAAACAGGACCCCAGAAAGAGUUCCUACAAUGACACUUGGAAUUACCUAAUAAAGAAGAGAUCUUAUUGUUGUUAGAACAAGAACGUCAAAAAUAUAAUUGAUUUGUGAGCUUUGAAAUUCCGGUUGGAAAAGGUAUAACUAAGCUGUUACAUAAUCGAAAUAUGCUGAUGCUUUAAGGAAUGGAUGAAAAAAAAGGUGAAUCAAGACUGAAAGGUGAAGCCGCCAAUUAAAGUUGAAAUUUAUAGCCCCCGUUCCUUUGAAAAUGUUAGAAUAUAUAUAAGAAUGUAUUCUGUG
This is a messenger RNA of Hydractinia symbiolongicarpus, 2309 nucleotides long. RefSeq names its product lens fiber membrane intrinsic protein-like. Lineage: Eukaryota; Metazoa; Cnidaria; Hydrozoa; Anthoathecata; Hydractiniidae. The record is from RefSeq and is a predicted model, not a curated record. Gene Ontology annotation, cellular component: plasma membrane. Bases 1321 to 1890 code for a protein of 189 amino acids. The transcript has 3 exons.